AAAGGGAUAGACCUACCUCAUGUGGUGCCAACAAACCCUACAUAAACGCUCAUUUCUUGUUUCCGGACCAAGCCGCUGUAGCAGCUGGUUGAAGCCUUUCUUCCCCGAUGAUCAAACUUAAUCUUGCUUCAGCGCGAACAAUAUUUGAUUCAAAAGUUGGUGAGAGAGAAAAUUUACGAGAUGUUCUCGUCAAGCAGUUAUGAUCGAUUUGGCGGGCGUUCUCGUGGUGGUUACACUGCAACACGUCGAGGCAGUGGACAAGGCCGGCGUUCAGUAGCUCCUGCGACUCCAAGAAGUCCAUCCCCGCCAAUCGGUCUAGUCUUGACUACCAUCCGUUACAGCGAGUUGGAGGCCGAUCAAGCCUCAUCUAGCGAUGCCAAAAUCACAGGCCUAGAAGAUGUCGCAUCGUACAACUGGCUCAAAGCAAACGAGCCAACGAUCAUGACUCCUGGCAAGCCUCCAAAGUGGACGCCCACAGCUAGGCCGACUAAGCUCGCGGAAGACAAUCCUAACGGCAUUUACUAUCGAGACCAAAACGCUGCAUACUUUCCAUCGUAUCCUAUGGAGCCGGUGGUUCGUUCUAUCUUCGAGGAGCGCCCUGAUUUCAAUGCCCAGGAAGUUGAUGUCUUCGGUUGCGGAAGUACGUUUGGAAACUUGCUCAGGUUCGCCCGCAAUGUCGAAACUGAGAAGCCAUUUCGAUUUCUAGUUGAGGCGGUGGGGGAGACAGUCUUUUUUAUCCGAAGAGAGAACUCGCCAAAGGAAGUGAUUACAGACAUUCGUGGUUAUGGGCAUAGUUUCCCUGAAGCGAACACUACCUGGGAUGCCGACCUCCAGAGUUCCAAUUCUCAUCAACGCAUCAUCCGCUACCAGCUUGGUCAUCUCAACACAAUCAUUCGAUUUGAAGCGGACGGCUAUCUUACAGAGAAAGUUCCAGAGAAGAAGACGUAUGCCAGCGCGGAAAAUCGGGAGGUAAAUGAAGACUUUCUCGUGUCAGCCCUCGCAGCAAACACCAUUAGUGCCCACACGCCCAAGAACUCAGACAGCCUAAAGGUUACUCGAGGUCAAGGAUCUGUACCCCAGUCUGCAGUUUUCGAUCUGAAGACGCGCUCAAUCAAAAAGAAGCACAAUGACACCACGAUAUCCGACCAAAUUCCCCGGCUUUGGAUCCGCCAGAUUUCAUUCUUCGUUCUCGCGUACCACGACCGUGGCCUCUUUCGAUCAGAAGACGUCACGGUCCACAACAUCGAACCAGAUGUCGCCAGGUGGGAGAGCGAUAACAAGGGAGACGUGCGUAAAUUGAUCGGCCUUAUCAAAAAGAUUGCGGACGUUGUUAAGGAUACCCCGAGACGAAAGCUGGAAGUCCGGUAUCGAUAUGGGCUUGGAUUGGAACUGAGGGAGCAAGUCGAAGGAGUGGCCUCCGUCUUGCCUAAUGAUCUUGCUGCACGGUGGGCUGAUCAAGGUGAUCGGGCAGAAUCUAUUGCUGUAGCUGUCGGUAAUAGCUCCGUUGAUGGAGCCAUAGGUCUUGAGGAUGAUUCUAUUGAGAAAGGGGUGCCUCUUGACGAAAAGAUUGUUAAUGCUUUGGACGAUGAUGAUGACGAGUAUGAUUGGGACAAGAAGGAGGAUUAUACGGCAUGUUCGAUGGAGAGUUGUAAUUAUUGCGGUCAUUGCUCGUAUUGAGAUUUUGAAGGGAUAGCGGUCAUAUAUAUCAGAAGGGGUUGCUUGAUGAACAGAUGUUCAGCAAAUAGUUCCUUAAUAGGAGAGUAAGUGGCAAACGUCAUCAUACAUUUUCGAUGGGUUGUGUCUCAUCUUUAUGAAACACCACACGACCAUUAGCAGAACCCAAGGUCAUUAUAAUUGAAUGAGUCUACGAGUCUUAGUCUUAUG
Messenger RNA from Pseudogymnoascus verrucosus, 1884 nucleotides. RefSeq lists its product as uncharacterized. The coding region runs from base 181 to 1677 and encodes 498 amino acids. The transcript is spliced from 2 exons. The record is from RefSeq and is a predicted model, not a curated record. NCBI's taxonomy places the organism in Eukaryota, Fungi, Ascomycota, Leotiomycetes, Thelebolales, Thelebolaceae.